AAAACGGCUUUCAGUAAGCACUUUCUCAUGUCGUUUAUAUAGUUGUUCCCAUCAGUGCUUUUAUUUAUAUUUGUUCAACGAUAACUGAAACAGAUAGGGCUUGAAUGCCGUUAUAAAAAAAACUUAAUGUCCAUGGGACCAAUAACUGAACUUAUUGUAUAGGUGAAACCAUGGUAUUUGCGAUAUUAAUUAUUGUCGGAGUUAUUGGAUACGCCUUUACACUUGACUGCCCCCAGUGUCAACAUGCUGCCGGUGUAUCCAACCAGCCACCAAACCAUGAAGAAGAUUAUUUGGUGGAAAAGACGAUAAAUUUCGAUUGUGCGGAAAACACGAUUCGCGCAACAGCAUGUCAUGAAGGCAUCGACCGGUGUUACAGUUGGCACACAGUAUCCAACGGAAAGGGGCUAAUUAACAAUCCCGAAGUGGAGUACACAAUUGAAAAUGUACAGCGAGGUUGUGGAAAUCUGGUUGGUUCUCCGGAUCCAGACAUAUGUGAAGACUCUAAGAACGGAACUGGAUACAAGGUUGCACUUACUAUUGACGACUCCAAGUGUCAAUGGGGAGAUCACUCCAACCAGAAAUAUGACGAGGGGAAUCCAUCUGCCCAGCUUGUGCUUCCGCAGACGACAAAAGGCAAUCAGAGUAGCGAUAAUGUGUACAAACAUGGAGGAAAACAGCGCCCACAGAAACACCUGGUACCAUAUUUCUACAAUACAACAAGAGGUCAUAUAAGGAAGACAUACGAAAUGUCAGACGAGGAGGAUUUGCCUGAUUCCACUGAUGAUGAAGAUUAUGUGCCUUCAGAAGGGGAAGCUGUGUCAGAGGAAGAGAAUUCAGGUGACGAGGAAAACUUUGAUGCCUUGAGAGAUGAUGGUGAACAAGCAGCUUCUGGCAAGCGGAAGAGAAAAUCACCCAAGAAAAAGACUUCACCUGUAAGAAAGCGAAGAGGUGGAAUAAAAUUAGAGGAUGAGCAGGAGGAGGUUGGAGUGGUUGAAGACAAGAAUGUGGAGCUGCAGCAGCAGAUUAUUGCGGAGGGUGAGGCCAAGAAAGAGGAGCAUGCAAAGAAGCGUGCAGACGACCUGUGGUCCAGUUUCAUGUCUGACGUCGGCAAGAGACCUGAGAAGAAGCCAGAACUAGCGCCUGGGGGAUCCUUAGCUAACAUCAUGUCCAAGGCCCCCACCCCCAGCAAGCCUGAUCCCUUCGUCUCCCCUGGUGGAAAGCCCAUGUCCAGUGCCCCUCAGGCCUCAACUGCCCCUGCUAAAUCCACCAUCACUGUGACCAAGGUCUAUGACUUUGCAGGGGAAACAGUCCAGGUGACCAAGGAGCUUGAUGUGAACUCAAAGGAGGCGCAGGCUGAGUUACGCAAGAAGCAGGAGGGCGUGGCCAGUGCUUCCUCCACAGACUCACCCAUGGCCGCCUCAGGGGGAUUGAAGCGUCCAUCUGCAGGGGGCCUGGGAGGGGUGCUGGCUAAGAUCAACAAGCCGCCCAAGAUGGGGACACUGGAAAAAUCCAAGCUCGAUUGGGAAUCAUUCAAGCAGAAAGAAGGCAUAGAUGAAGAGCUCAAAAUUCACAACAGAGGAAAACAAAGUUACAUAGAGAGAAUGAAUUUCCUACAGAGAACAGACCAGAGACAAUAUGAAAUAGAACGGAACUUACGACUUGGGUCUUCAACAAGUAAAAGAUGAUACAAUUGAAGAUUGUAUUCAAAUUUAUACAAUUAAAAAAUCUCAAGUUAACAAAAGUGAUACAUUGAUUUGAUUAUGAUAUGAAAAGGAACUCAAUUGAAAUAUGGGGUAUUGAUCGCCUGUACAGUUAUACACAUCUUGUUGUGUAUUAUUAACAGACCCCUAGCUCGAACAAAAUGACCAAGGUUAGAAUGAAUUCUGGAGCUCCUUCAAAUAACUUGACUAACGCUGUCCAUGAACAUCAGAUUUUCAAUAUCUUUGAACAUCUAAUUGUACUUGAUUAAUCAUGUCAUACAUGGGUAUGUUGUUCAUCUUCAGCUAAUAACAUUGUGAAUGCUGAUGUCAUGUUUAUAUUAUUUUGUGCUGCAAUGUCUUUAUGCAGGUAGAAAUGAUUGUGCUGGUUGAAGAAUUAAAAUGUAUCCUUAGUUUCAGUCUAAAUUUCACACCAGAGCCACAUAUUCAUACUUGUAUGUGUAUAUUGAUCAGGAAAAAAGAAAACUAAUGUUUAAAGUU
Dreissena polymorpha is the source of this 2198-nucleotide messenger RNA. RefSeq names its product craniofacial development protein 1-like. Bases 171 to 1685 code for a protein of 504 amino acids. The record is from RefSeq and is a predicted model, not a curated record. NCBI's taxonomy places the organism in Eukaryota, Metazoa, Mollusca, Bivalvia, Myida, Dreissenidae. The transcript is spliced from 13 exons.